This is a messenger RNA of Periconia digitata, 2196 nucleotides long. The record is from the annotation of a GenBank genome assembly. Lineage: Eukaryota; Fungi; Ascomycota; Dothideomycetes; Pleosporales; Periconiaceae.
CGCGGCGUUCGGGGCUGCAUGUUUUUCCUCCUAGCGAGCCCUAGCGUACCUGCCGUGCUUGAUCCUGCCCUUUCCUGUUUGGCCUGGCCGCCUAGUUGGCGCGUCGCCUGGCCCAGAAGCAGAAAAUCAUUGAUAGCCACAACAACUGCAGCCAUACCAACCCACCACCUCCUCCUCUACCACCACCACCACCACCACUACCAUUUCCUACAUGUCUGCCUGCCUGCAUUCGCACCCAUUGCCUGCAGCCAUCCAUUCCUCUGUCUCUCUCUCUCUCUCUCUUUUUCCUCGCCGUGUACUCGUCUCUCUUUUGCCCUGCUCGCCAUCGAGUAUCCCCGUUGCUACCUGCCUGCCUGCCCUGCCUGCUUACCCACCACCACCCCUGCUCAUCGCAUUCGGCGCCCCGUCACCUUGUGGAAAGCGCCUAGCCUCUCGCUCAAACCCCAAAACAGUGACGAGACCGGGGCAUUGCAUGGCCGUUCCUUUUCGCCUGCAUCUCAUCCACAACACCAAUCCGUCACCUGGGAUACAAUUGUGAUAGGGACUUUGUAAUCCCACAGACACUCGCCCCGGCAUAAUCCCAUCCUCCUCCUGGGUGGACCCCUCCUGGACUUUGGGUUUUUUUUAAUCUUCCCCCAUCGUCGGUCACUCAUUCCCGACUCCAGUCGUUGUUUUUCUUCUGCUUCUCUCAGUCCUGCCUUCUCUCGUUUUGUUGUUACUGUUGUCGUCGUUGUCGUCCUCUUCUACCAACCUCGCCUCCGUUACAACGUACACACCAAACGUCUCAAGGCUACCCCACCUCAUCAUCUGCACCCAUCAUCCGUCACCACCCUCAAAAUGCACGAUACCAUGUCGUCAAAGCACUCCCGGAACGCAUCAGAGGAAACAAAUGCGACAACCGGCUCCUACAACAUCAUCCUGGAGCACCUGAUGCAGUAUCCCGGCAGCUACGAAAUUCCACUCCGGACCAUGUAUACUCUCAAUUGUGCUCCACGCGCUCAACCGCGCCCAAAAGAUCGUUCUCGUACUACUACUCCCUCCGGCUCACCCAUCUCUGGUCAAAAUCCAUGGAAUGAGGCCGAAUCCGCUACAGUCAACUUCGCUUCGCAGCUCAUGGGCCACAUCAACUCCAUGCCACACCAGCCUAGCUCUCUCCCCCCAUCUUUCAUUGUCAGCUUCGUGAGCCGCGUCUUCCAUCCAAGCCUUUCCCUGGUGGAUUUCCCCCAAGCAUUGACCGCUCUCGACUAUCUUCGGGACUUGGAAAACCGGAGAAAAAAAGAAAUGGUAGCCGCAUAUGCCCGUGUCCAUAUUCACCCAGAUUCUUUCAAAUCCGACGUGGAAUCAAUGGCCGAGCGCUACCCGGGUAUAGCAUUGUGGGCAAACAAUCUGCAAGGCAAGAAUACCAAGGCGGAAGUCUAUUAUGCUAGGAUAUGGCUUGGCAUUCGUCGAUGGGUCAUGAUAAAUGAAAUGUCGUUGCAGCCCUUCAACCGAAGGAAUUGCAUGGGAAUGCUCAACACUUUGUUGCCACCACAGUCCAAUAACAGCGACAGCAAAUCUGCUUCGCCUCUCUUCAACCACAAGACUUUGAGCCAAGAGCGUGACAGUUUUUUCCAUUACAUUCAACAGGUCCAGAAGAAUGGCCCUGAUGUCCUCGACACCCUCACUGAGGGCGAGAAGAUAAAAUGGGAUGUGGUACAGAAAGAGAUAGACAAGUAUCUUCGAGUCGCAAAGAACAUCAUCGACGAUUGUAUGGCAACUUUAGGCACCGAAGACUUCCAGUGUGUUGAGGAACCCAGAAAGAAUAAGAAGACCGAUUCCGGUGUCAGCUUUGGCUCAGAAAUACGCCCAAGCACCGAAUCCAACGUCGAGUCGCUUCGCCCGGUUUCUCCCGCCCUCUCUCAGAGCACAAACAAGAGCUCGAGUGCCCUUCUGAGACUCACCAAGGAGUUCAAACGUAUGCGAGUCAAGUCUCGACCAGAUGUAGAAGAGAUGGUCAAGAUGGAUCCACAGCUUGCCACGGAGACAGACCAGAAGAGCACCAUGGUGAAAAAAGUGCGGUCAAUGGUGAGCCUAAGAGGGCUGAACUCUGGCUCUGGUUCGUUGGCGGGCAGCAGGAAAAACAGCGCGGCAGCGCCUUUUCAUGUCGAAGAGAUGAAGCGCGCUCGCAUCAAUUAUGAAGCCUCUGCUACGAAAUAA